GAGGCGCUCAGCUGGGCUUGGCUCACUCCGCAGCAACGGCUGGUGUGGGCCGCGGCCAUCGAGCUGGACGCGGUGCCUUUGCAGGAGCUGCCGCCGUGGUUCUUCGAGCGCCAAAACAUCACUCGUCGAUGUGCAGGCGUCGACCUACUGAGUUUGGAUGGUCGCCACGCGGUGCGCUGCUUGGAUGGUGCGACGCCCUUUGCAGACAUGCGGCGGUUCCUGCGAGUGGCACGGUGGCUUUACAAGGCUGCCAAUUGCUCACUAAUAACGCCCACGUCAAGGUUGUCGAAACAAUCCAAAGCAUGGCUGGAAUGCUCAAGUGCCCAGCAUCGAGCCAUCACCAAGACAGACUUGCGAAGGCUGGCUUCUGAUAGCAGCAGCACCUCCUUUUCCAAGGAUGCCGUUUUGGGCGAUCCGCCAUUGAGGCGAUGUCAGGAAGAGUGCUUGGAGGCAUGUUCGAAGGGUGCUCGGAUUAUUGAGAUGGCGUGUGGCACAGGGAAGACGCGGGUCAUCAAGGAGAUAAUUGAGAACAUUUCUGGAAGGGUCUUGAUCACCGUGCCCCUGCGUGCUCUGCUUGAUCAGUUUUCUUCGGAUUUUCCUGGCUUCUGCAAAGUGGGCACGGGUCACAACAAGAACAUCAAUUUUGAUGCGAAACAGUUCAUAGCUGUGACUGAUUCUGUUGGCUUACUGCAGGACAUUCACUUUGACGUUGCUUUUGUCGAUGAAGCUCACCACCCCCUGCCGCUGGGAAUGCCCAAGUGCAAGGAAUUAUAUCAGUUCUCUGCCACUCACAAAGAUGAGCCGGACUUUCGCUACACCAUGGGGCGGGCAAUUGAAGAUGGAGUCCUUUCUGACUAUGACAUCACAGUCCCGUCCAUAAGCAAGCACCAUGAGUAUGUUUGCUUAGCGGGCCUGCUUUUGAAGCAAGCUGGGCGUUUUCGACGUGUGCUAGCUUACUGUAAUACUGUGGCCGAAGCAAAGCGUUUUGACAUGGUUUUGCAGGAAAUGGGGCUGGCUGCCUGGCAUAUCAACGGCAAGACUGCUUUUAAAAGCCGGCGUGCUGCCAUCAAGGAAUUUUCGGGACGCUUGCAGAAACCAGUGCAUGUGCUGGUGACAGUGGAGGUCUUGGGAGAAGGGAUCAACAUCCCCAACGCAGACACUUGCAUGUUCGUGGAGCCGCGACGGAGCUACAGGAGCAUUGUGCAAGCCAUCGGGCGUGUCUUGCGGCAUCAUCCCGCCAAGACGAUCGCUCACCUUGUCCUGCCUGCUGUGGCAGUUCCCAACCAGAAGCCGGAUUGCUCACCAGGAGGUCAGGAAACUGUCAAAAAUCCAGCCCCAGUGCAGCAAUUGGAAAUUGUCAAUAUGCCCAACAAGAGUGACACGCAGAUUGACACUGUUUGGGCGGAAGCUGCAGAGUCCAUUAAGAAUGGACAUGGCAACGUAAGACCUGUCCCACUUCCACAGAAGCUGCUGCACCCAAACGGAGGAGCGGUGCCUGUGCACCAUCACAAGCGACAGCGUAAGGGCUGGAAUUCGGAUCUAUGGGCACAAGUGAAUGGAAGUGGGCAAACUUCUGGAGGACAACUUCCAGCUGUUCUCUCCAACCCAGGCAGCAAGAAGGAUCCACAAAGGGUGCAGAUCACCUGGAACGAGAAAGGGUUGAACCAGAUGCGUGUUCAAAGCAGUUGCCUCUCAGCAGGACCGUUGGAUAGCAUUCAUACCGGAGGCAGUACCGGAGGCCGUCGAAACAGCAGUAGGUCAAAGACAGAUCACUCUGAACAUCUUCACCAAGCCGGCGCGUUGCAAGAUGGAGAAGCUUACUUGAACGAUACUAUUUAUAGUUCAUCCUUGCACUCCGACCACGCCUUUUCCCUUCAAAUUGGAGGUGAGAUUGGGCAACACCCUGAUUUGGUGGACACCUAUUCACGGAAAAGGCAACAUCUGUCAUGGAGGACAUUUAGGCGCAGUAACCGUGACACAGAAUUCGGCGCAAAGUAUGACUAUCAGCUAGAGCGGUUCCUGUCAGUGCUCUUGCAAGCAGAUGACCGCUUGGUUGGAACCUCUCCCAUGCACAGGAUCCAAAUUGUCGAUUGCAGCUUGGGGUUAGAAGGGGAGCUUGGGGUGGAGUGGAUGAUGAAGGAUGUCCUUAGCCGAUUGGACGAUAUUUUGCACCAAAAAGAUUGGUGGGAGACUCGCCUCAAACAGGUGGAAGCCUUUGUGGCGCAGCACGGGAAGCUUCCUCGACAGGGGCGGGCAGGUGGCAGUGCUGAUUUAGCCGAAGCAGUGCUGGGCAAUUGGAUUCACAACCAAGGGAGAAACUUCCACUUGAAGCUGCUGCCGCUGCACAAGCUUCAACAAUUGCUGACGGGUUCCUCACCCCUCAUCCGGGCCCGUGCUGAGGGCUGGGUUGCUGGGGGCCGGGCUGGUGUCUUUCUGCGAAGAUGUGCAGAACUGAGACGCUACAUCGAGGCGUUUGGCCACCUCCCACAGAAAAGUCCUACAGACCCCUUCAGGCGAUUGGCGGCAUGGUUGUUUUCAUAUCGCAAUACAGCAGGCUACCUUUUUCCUGCGAGGAAAAAGCUGCUGAUGGAAGUGCAUCCUUUGGUGAAAGCUCUGUUGCAGAAAUGGGAAAACACACCUGUGAAUGUUGUCAAGGCCAGAUUUGACAGGAAGCUCAAAGAGCUGGAGCGGUUUGUGGAGGUGCAGGGGCGCUUACCAAGGUCUGAUGAGUUCUCUUGGCUCGGCAGGCAAGUCCUCUUGCUGUCCCGUGGAGUUUUGCCAUUUGAGCAGGCAGAGCAGCUCCGUUGCUCUCAUCCACUGAUUGCUGCUGCCUGCGAGAGAGAACAGAACAAGGAUUCUCAAUGACCACAGCGAUCACAAUCUCCUUCCAGUCUUUGAGGCUGAAGGAAGUUUAGCAUCGGGCUUGGUGACGAACUGUACAAAUGUUACCGUCAUGCAUAUUGCUUGGCCGCUUGGCCAACGCAGAUAGAAGCAGGCCACGCCUGAC
Molecule: messenger RNA, 3007 nt
Organism: Durusdinium trenchii
Lineage: Eukaryota; Dinophyceae; Suessiales; Symbiodiniaceae
Source: the annotation of a GenBank genome assembly